ACUACUUCAAAGCGCCCUUCUAAGAGGAAAGUGGAAAAGUUUCAGAAGAACAUCACAAAGACGGGAUUAGUGCCUGAAACCACUUCAAAGAAAGGAUAUGACUACCUAGUUGGGCCUAUCGUUCUUGGUUUCUUUGUCUUUGUAGUCAUUGGAUCAUCCCUCUUUCAAAUAAUAAGGACAGCUACAAGCGGUGGGAUGGCCUGAGCAAGAGCAGAAGG
Molecule: messenger RNA, 218 nt
Organism: Quercus lobata
Lineage: Eukaryota; Viridiplantae; Streptophyta; Magnoliopsida; Fagales; Fagaceae
Product: probable stress-associated endoplasmic reticulum protein
Exons: 2
Biological process (GO): endoplasmic reticulum unfolded protein response
Cellular component (GO): endoplasmic reticulum
Source: RefSeq, a predicted model, not a curated record